Molecule: messenger RNA, 3834 nt
Organism: Eublepharis macularius
Lineage: Eukaryota; Metazoa; Chordata; Lepidosauria; Squamata; Eublepharidae
Exons: 7
Coding region: 203-874 (223 amino acids)
Cellular component (GO): membrane
Source: RefSeq, a predicted model, not a curated record
UUCAGACUACAAUGAGAAAUGAACGAGAGGCUGGAGGAAAAACAAGGCACUGGCUGGCUCAUGCUCCCCCCACCCCCAAAGCAGCCGCUUCUCUAGGCUGGGGAGUUCUCUCAAGGGUGUCUCACAGAGGGAGGAGAGAGGGGCUGAGGUCCCCGUGCUUCUUCCCACUCAAACGUGUCUGUUAACCUGUGGAUCGACUGGAAUGGAUCGCUACAGAUAUUUCAUCUUCAACCAGAAAAGCAUGGUUGUGUUGGGGCUCUUACAGAUAGCUUUUGCUGCAAUUUGUAUAAUCAGUGGAUUAAUAGAUAAUACUUUCAGAAGAGAAUCAACACUGAGUAAAACUAGGAUACCCAUCUGGGCUGGAGUGUUUAUGGGUAUUCCUGGAGUAAUGGCUUUAUUUUCUUCUCAGAAAAAGAAUCCAGUUCUGGUAAAUGUGAUGAUAAUUGCCUCUGUGUUUUCCUAUUUCACCACUUUAAUUGUGGUGAUCUAUGCCUCUCUAACUUUAGAGUAUGGUGAAAAAUAUGAGGAGUUUAACGAUGUGUCUUCUAAUCAUCCAGCUGUGGUGUUUGUGCUUGAUCAGCUUGUGGAAGGAGCCAAUAUAACAAUGCUGAUUGCAUCUAUUUUUAGUGCUGUUACUGUGCUCAUUAUUAUUUAUGUCAGUUGCAGAAGCCUUCCAUUUUGUUCAUGCUUUGACAGUGUAACUGGGCUUGAAAGACUACAAUCUAAUGAAGAUCAACUACAAACUGCAGAACUAGUUACUAUGUCACAUGGACAAGUGGACAGAAUUUUUAACUCUCCAGUGCAAUUUCCAGAUCUAAAUUUAGAAAGAGAUGAUGAAAUAACCAAACCGCCCCCAUAUAUCAGAUUUUCUUAGAAUUUUAUAAUGGAUCAUGGUUUUUAUCAGGAUAAAUGUAAGAGAUUCUGCUAUAAAAUUUGAACAUCUGCCGAAGUCUUCAUUUCUUAAAAAAAGACCACUUAAAAUACUACUGACUCUCAUGAGCAGAAGAGCCUGUAAGCUUUAUGACUGGUGAUCAUCUUACACAGCCAAUAUACCUCAUCCCGUCUCAGAUGAAAUUUGAACCUCAAUUCCCCAACAGUUACGUAAGCUGGGAUGUUUAUCAGUUUUAUACUAAGACAGCACUUGAUUCAGAAUCAGGGAACUAUAUGCAGGCAGAUUACUUUGUUGGAUCAGGAAUGUGCAAAACAGGAUCACAUGUAGAAGGUACAUGCCAAUUGGCUUCCUUUGCUCCAAAUGUACAAGGCAAGGGAGAAUACUGUAGAUACUGUUAAUAUCAACGGUGGCAGUCCACACCUCAGCCCUAGGCUACCAAUUUCCCUAUUCAUUUAUCUUCAUGGUUGUCAUAUGGAAUUACUUACCUCCUUAAAUAGCAUUCCUAUAACAUCCCUCAGAUGCAUAAUCUCAUUGAUUUCCCUCCUUUUAUUUGUUUUUAAAAGCUACAUGUGUACAAUCAGGGUUUUAGAUGAUAGUAGGUUUUGUAGCUUAAGGUGGGUAAGAAUGUUCCACAUGAACAAUUAUCCUUCCAUGAGUUUCAUAAAACCGGCCUAUUCCAAAUUUUUAAAAAUCAAGAAAAAUAUGUAAGGCACUAAGUUUGACAAAUAUUUAUGAAGUAUUGCUGAAAUCAGUGGUCUUCAAAUUUUGACAGCCUGCAACCCACCUUUACCACCCCCUAAGAAUGUGAUGUAAUAAUCAUAUGAUGGAAAGAGAAGCCAGAGUUAUGAUCUUAUUGCUAAAGAGGGGUAGCUUGAUGCCUGAAACAUGCUUGCAACACUGGAAAAGCAAGUGGGAGGAAAGAUAAAGAAAGCUUUUGAGGAUAGUGUUUUUCUGAAUAUGUCAUAAAAAGAAGUCCUCUGCAUUGCUGAGUAAACUCACCUUGUCUUCCUGUUGGUCCUCUGUGUACUUGUGGGUGCAAACGGGGGCUGGAAGUGAGACAGCCAUGCUCCCUGUACAUGCACACUAGCAGCAGAUCCGUUCAAUACAUUGUUGGCUCUACAUGGGCUUGCAACCCACCACCAAACGGUCUACCCUUCCAUGUUGUAUAGAAAAUAUAUGCAAUCAACGAAUGGCUGCUUCCUUAGAAAUUGGCAAGAAUGUUGGGACUAACCCACGGGAAGCAUUCAACAAUAUCAAUCAUCCACUUAAAUAAAUUUUUAUAAAUUUUCAGUUUUUAAAGUGCAAGUGCUAUAAACAAGGUUAGUGCAAUACAUUAAGUGUAAUAAAUAUAAUAAGAAGCUAACUCUUCAUAAAAGCAAUAUAGCAGCAACAAUUCAUGUACAGUUUAAGUACAUUCUACUGGAACAACCGGGAACUAUAAGGUUAAUGUCCAUGUCCUGUCUCCGUUGUCGUUUCUUCCAACAAUUAUCUUAAGGUGUCUCCUCCAGAUGGUAGAAAAGCCGCAAGGUUGAGACUGGCAAGGUGAACCUUUUCACCCUAUCUGGGGCCGGCUGAAGCACAGAUUUCACAAAAGCUUCCUCAGGAGUAACUGCUCUAUUAAAGACAUGCAUACACUCUAAAACCAUCUCAAAAUACGAUAGGUUUACCACAAAAAUCCUUCCUCCCAUAGUAUAGAAAAUAUAAGCUGGAGGCCUGUGAAGAAUUGCAGGAAGGAGGAACAAUUUUGAAAUGCGAACUCAUCCUUCACAUCUCCUAAUCUAAGCACUUGGGGUGAAAUUGUCAUCCUGCCACCCUUUGGUGUGCGGGGUCCCGCAGGGAGCAAUACGCUCCCCAUUAUUGUUUAACAUCUAUAUGUGCCCCCUUGCCUGGUGCGGUUUCGGACUUGGGUGUCAUCAAUAUGCAGAUGACACCCAGUUGUAUCUGAUGAUGGAUGGCCGGCGUGACUCAGCCCCAGAUGUCCUGGAACAUGCUUUUGCAGCUGUGACUGGUUGGUUGAAGCAGAGUUGGCUGAAACUGAGCCCAACGAAGACAGAGGUCCUGUACUUGAGCCACGGGGGAUUAGGUUUGGGACUCUGGCACCCAACCCUCGAUGAGGGAACAGUUAGUGCCAGUUCCGAGGGUUAAGAGCCUGGGGGUGAUCUUGGAUGCCUCCCUGAAAAUGGAGGCACAGGUCACAGUGGUUGUCAGGUUCUCUUUUUUCCAUAUGCGGCAGACCAGGCAACUUGUCCCUUACCUGUCAACCCGUGACUUAACUACAGUGAUCCAAGCAACGGUCAUCUCUAGGCUAGAUUACUGUAACUUGCUCUACACAGCGCUGCCCUUGAGCCUGACCCGGAGAUUACAGCAGGUACAAAAUGCAGCGGUGCAUGUUAUUGUAUGUGCCAAAUAAGGCGCAUAAAACACUGUUCUUACGCGAGCUGCAUUGGUUGCCAGUGGAGUACCGGAUCAAAUUCAAGGUUCUGGUAUUGACCUAUAAGGCCCUGUGCGGACUGGGACCAGCGUAUCUACAGGACCGUCUCUCCCCAUAUAUUCCCCAGAGGACACUCCGAUCGGGACAAACAGCUGUUGGUGGUCCCUGGCCCCAAGGAGGCCCGCCUAGCCUCGACUAGAGCCAGGGACUUUUUCGGUCCUGGCUCCCACCUGGUAGAAUGCUCUGUCUGCUGAAAUCAGGGCCCGGCAGGACCUACUAUCUUUUUGCCGGGCCUGCAAGACAGAGUUGUUCCGCCAAGCAUAUAGCUGAGGCUGGGCCUCCGCCGGCCUGGAAAAGGGGUGUAUAAAUCUUAACCCUCCUUGUGAAGGCUACCAUCCUGUUUUAAAUGUGUUGUUUUUAAUGUACAUGAAUUUUUUAAUUGUAUUUUUAAUAUGUUGUUAUCUGCCCUGAGCCCGCUUGCAGGGACGGCAGAAUACAAAUCUGAAAUAAA